AUGGCGCGCCUCUCCCGUCGCCGCUUCCUCCUCUCGCUCCACGUCGCGCUGCUGCUGCUAGUCCCCUGCUCCUGCCAGGUCGGGGAUUCGUGCUCGGCGGCCCGCGACUGCGGGGUGGGCCUCUACUGCGGCGAUUGCGCCGCCGCCGGCAGGACGCGGCCGUCCUGCAUCAGGGACCUGGCCAUCCAGCCCACCUCCAUCGUGAAGGGGCUGCCCUUUAACAGAUACUCAUGGCUGGUGACCCAUAAUUCAUUCUCCAUCGUCGGCGAGCCGUCACGCACCGGGGUUGAGAGGGUUACGUUUUACAACCAGGAGGACACUGUCACCAACCAACUGAGGAAUGGAGUGAGGGGAUUGAUGCUGGAUAUGUAUGACUUCGGCGGUGAUGUCUGGCUCUGCCACUCCUUGCAAGGGCAAUGCUACAACUUCACCGCUUUCGAACCAGCAAUUGACACACUGAAAGAGGUGGAAGCAUUUCUGUCUGAGAAUCCCACAGAGAUUGUUACAAUAUUCAUCGAGGAUUACGUACAUGCCCCGAUGAGAUUGAGCAAACUGUUUACUGCUGCUGACUUGAUGAAGUAUUGGUACCCUAUCUCAGAAAUGCCAACGAGCGGCCAGGAAUGGCCCACCGUCACAGAUAUGGUUGCAAAGAACCACAGGUUGCUUGUGUUUACUUCCGAUGCUUCAAAGGAGUCUAGCGAAGGAAUAGCUUACCAGUGGAGUUAUUUGCUGGAGAAUGAGUCUGGAGAUCCGGGUAUUGACCCUAGCACUUGUCCAAACAGAAAGGAAUCACAGCCACUAAACUCAAGAUCUGCGUCUCUAUUUAUGCAAAAUUAUUUCCCCACAAUUCCUGUUGAGAGUGAAGCAUGCAAAGAGAAUUCUGUUGGACUACCUCAGAUGGUCCAAACUUGCUAUGCUGCAGCUGGAAAUAGAAUCCCGAACUACAUAGCUGUGAAUUUUUACAUGCGAAGCGAUGGUGGUGGUGUUUUUGAUGUUCAGGACAGAAUCAACGGCCUUACGCUAUGUGGUUGCAACACCAUUGCUGCUUGCCAGGCUGGGGCACCAACAGGCGCAUGCAAGAACACUGGAGCACCUAAUCAAACCACCUCUUCUGUAAACGGGAACGUCUAUUCAGGAACUAUAGAAUUCAAGACUUCUGCUUCAAGGGCCAGCAGUACUUCCACCUGGAGCAACUUGCAAGCAAUGAAGUGCAGGAGGGAACUUUGUAAUAGCAGUAUAGCACAGCAAAUGGUUCUCAUGAGUGCAGAUUGUCUUAUGAAAAUAAAGAAAAAUAACAUUCGCUCUGUCCGAAAGUUGUACUAA
Molecule: messenger RNA, 1323 nt
Organism: Triticum turgidum subsp. durum (durum wheat)
Lineage: Eukaryota; Viridiplantae; Streptophyta; Magnoliopsida; Poales; Poaceae
Source: the annotation of a GenBank genome assembly